UUUUUUCGAACACUUCUUUUAAAUACACACAAAAAAAAAAAAGCAUCUCUAGAUCAGCGAAGCAACACUCACAUAACCUUCACUUCCAAAAGAGGGUUUUAGGGUUCCGAUUCCGGCGAUUACCGGAAACAAAUCAACGGCGAUUCGUUAUUUAGUUUCUUCAUUCUCAUCUCAAUUCACUAAUUCAGAAGAAGGAAAAACCAGAAGCAACCGAAAAUGGCUCGAAAUGAAGAAAAAGCUCAAUCGAUGCUUAAUCGAUUCAUCACCAUGAAAGCAGAAGAAAAGAAGAAACCAAAAGAACGCCGUCCGUUUCUAGCUUCCGAAUGUCGUGACCUAAACGAAGCAGACAAAUGGCGUCAACAAAUUAUGCGCGAAAUCGGUCGGAAAGUCGCCGAGAUUCAAAACGAAGGUCUUGGCGAACACCGUCUUCGUGACCUAAACGAUGAAAUUAACAAACUUAUUCGCGAAAAAUCGCAUUGGGAACGUCGAAUUGUUGAACUUGGCGGUCCGAAUUAUGCUCGACAUUCUGCUAAAAUGACUGAUCUUGAUGGUAAUAUUGUUGAUGUACCUAACCCUAGUGGACGUGGUCCUGGUUAUCGAUACUUUGGUGCUGCGAAAAAACUCCCCGGAGUUCGUGAGCUUUUUGAGAAGCCGCCGGAGUUGAGGAAGAGGAAGACUCGUUAUGAUAUAUAUAAGAGGAUUGAUGCUUCUUAUUACGGUUAUAGGGAUGAUGAAGAUGGGAUUUUGGAACGGGUUGAGGCGCCGGCUGAGGAUGUAAUGAGGCGUGAGGCGGCUGAGGAGUGGCAUCGGCUUGAUAUGAUAAGGAAGGAAGCUAGGAAGGCUGUUAGGAGUGGGGAGGUUGCUGAGGUUACUACUGCUGCUAGGGAGAUACUUCAUGAGGAAGAGGAGGAUGUGGUGGAGGAAGAGAGGAAGAAGGAUAGGGAAAUGAGGGAGAGGUUGGAUGAGAAAGAGAGGGAAUUUGUGGUUCAUGUGCCGUUGCCUGAUGAGAAGGAGAUUGAGAAAAUGGUGCUGCAGAAGAAGAAGGCGGAUCUUUUGAAUAGGUAUGUGAGUGAUGUUCUUAUGGAGGAACAGACUGAAGCUAAGGACUUGCUUAACAUUCAUCGUUAACUAGGUUGGUUUUUAUGUUCUGCUUUGAAUUGGAACUUUUUGCUUACAUUGCAUGUUGCAGUUGGUUUAGAUUAUAGAUUCAAGGAACUUCUUGGGACUAUGUUUGAGGUUCUAUGAAUGAUCUAUCUAUAGUUGUAAAUUGCAUUGAAUGUUGUAUUCGCUGAGAGAAUUUAAAUGCAUCCUGCUUGAAUAUUUGGGUUUUUGUCACCCAACAUAAGGAUAUGCAAAUGGUUAUGCUUUUUUUGAGAUAUAAAGUAGUUUUAUUUUCGGUU
Messenger RNA from Trifolium pratense (red clover), 1400 nucleotides. RefSeq names its product pre-mRNA-splicing factor ISY1 homolog. The record is from RefSeq and is a predicted model, not a curated record. NCBI's taxonomy places the organism in Eukaryota, Viridiplantae, Streptophyta, Magnoliopsida, Fabales, Fabaceae. Gene Ontology annotation, biological process: mRNA 3'-splice site recognition; generation of catalytic spliceosome for second transesterification step. The transcript has a single exon. Bases 217 to 1128 code for a protein of 303 amino acids. Gene Ontology annotation, cellular component: catalytic step 2 spliceosome; post-mRNA release spliceosomal complex; post-spliceosomal complex.